This is a messenger RNA of Fusarium keratoplasticum, 1833 nucleotides long. RefSeq lists its product as uncharacterized. The record is from RefSeq and is a predicted model, not a curated record. Lineage: Eukaryota; Fungi; Ascomycota; Sordariomycetes; Hypocreales; Nectriaceae. The transcript has 8 exons. Bases 1 to 1833 code for a protein of 610 amino acids.
AUGGGCCAUCCUGGAGGCGCUGGCAUCGUUUCUGCCAACACAACAUCGGUUCAGGGCGACGGGUCCGGGCUCAAGCUUGUUGCAGGCCCCGACGCCGACUACCAGCAAGCCCAUUCCCACGACGAGGAGGAGCCUGUGAUCCAGUUCCCCAAGCGCGAGUCAGCUGCUCCGGUAGAGCUCUUCUACGAUCUCUGGUUCGUCGCCAACCUCAAUGUCUUUACGACGCUGCACCCCAUCACCGACGUUACCAACCUGGGCUCCUUUAUCAAAUACUUUCUACUGCUCUGGAUUACCUGGCUCAUCACUACCGUCUUUGAUGUCCGCUUCGGCCAAGAUGGCGUCUUUGAGCGCGUCGCCCGCGCUGCUCACCUCACAGUCAUGAUUGGUUUCUCGGCCGGCGGCGUCUCUUUCAGCCAGACCAAGCAGCUGCAGCCCAUCUUCAAAGUCAUGUCCCUCUGCCUCAUGUGCUCCCGCUUCGUCCUCGCCAUCCAGUACGGCGUCGUCCUGUUCUAUGCCCGCCGCAACCGCCGAAGCCGAAACAACCUCGCCCUCGCCGUGCUGCUGCACCUUGUGCCCGCCUUUAUCUACAUGGCAGCCACCAUUGCUAUGGCCAGGGGCAGCGACGCCAAGAUCGACUACCUGUGGUGGGCCGUUGCCCUGGGCGAGCUGGCUGCCCUCAUGGUACACGCCACUCUGUCCAAGACGGUCAGCUUUAGUGGUACACACCUGACGGAGCGCCUCAACCUCCUCACCCUGAUUGUCAUCGGAGAAGGCAUCAUCAUCCUCGCCAAGACCAUCACCAAGAUUGUGCAGUACACCUAUCUCAAGGACCCCACCACGAGCUGGUCCUCUGCCCUCUUUGGCCUCAUCGCCUGCGGCGCUGCCAUCCUCUACUUUACCUUCCAGCUCUACUUUGACUGGAUGGAUCACCACAGCCACAUGUCUCCGAUCAAAACGGCCAUUUGGACAGUCCUCCACCUCCCCUACCACAUCGCCAUUGUUCUCACUGUCGAAGGCAGCGGCCAGUGGAUCACGUGGCGACGCACCUACGAGGCUAUCAACGAAGCCCUCUUCUCCCUGAGUACUGGCUUCGACCAAGGCGUGAGCAGCGGCAAGGGCGGACAGGGCGUAUAUGAUGCGGUGGUCGAGGCCUUGGACAAGAGCUACAAGACGUACACGUUCAGCGCCAAGACCGUGUCUACCAUGUUCGAUGAACUUUCUAAGCUUCCGGCGAUUCCCAACUCGUACUGGGAGUCGUUUGACGCCAACCGGGCCAUGACUAACCCCACCGCUAAUGACACGGCCGUCCUUGACAUAUAUUCGACCCUCCAGGUCUCCCUGACGAACGCCAUCUUUAGCACCUAUGGGCUUACCACUUCGUCAAAAGUCAAGACCCAGGCUGAGGCUGAGGGCGAGACUAAUCAGUUUAACGGUGAGGCUAUUGCCUACAACGCCGUGAUCGACCGCCUUGUAAUGAUUUUGGCUUACGUCUUCGUGGCUGGCGGCGCCGCCCUGUUGCUCCUGUCUGCUAUGCACCUCAUGCAGAAGCCCAAGGGCUGGUCCGUCUUCCACUUUAUCCGCCUUGGCCUUCUCACCAUCGCCGGCGUCGCCCUCUGCCUCGUUGCGCUUAUCUCCACCAACAAUAAGAUGACGCAAGACAUGAUGGACAAGCCUUGGACGCUCCCCAUCAUCGCCCUUGUCUAUCUCAUCGCCCUCAUCGGAAGCCACCUGCCGACCCCUGGUGGCGUGAAGACGUCUCACAGCAGCCAGAUGGAGAUGGGCGAGCACAACAAGCCGGGUGACACUGCUCGAAGCUCGCCGUACCACGAUUAA